Messenger RNA from Kalmanozyma brasiliensis GHG001, 4338 nucleotides. Its product is annotated as Rab-GTPase-TBC domain protein. The record is from RefSeq and is a predicted model, not a curated record. Lineage: Eukaryota; Fungi; Basidiomycota; Ustilaginomycetes; Ustilaginales. The coding region runs from base 1 to 4338 and encodes 1445 amino acids. The transcript has a single exon.
AUGUCCUCGCCCGCUCGACCGUCGAGCUCAGGGCAAGCUCACCCGCUCUUUGCCGGAGACUCGCCCACAAAGUCGCCUGCGCCCUCUUCGCUCGUCAACCGUCCCAUCUGGGGACAGCGCAAUGCAGCCAAGGUCGAUUACAGCGUCGAAUCCCCUUCUACUCGACAGCGACGCUCCGUCAGUCGUUCCACUUCCUAUCGUGACGGCUCCGGUGCAGAGCCAUCUUCGGCAUCCUCUUCCACAUCUGGUCACCCUCCCGCUCACGCUGACGACGAUGUCUUCACUUCGCGCGCUGCUGCAGCCGAUUAUGGCGACCAUGAUCACUCGACAUCCUACAUCCCACGUACUGGUCGCGUCAGCAGCUAUGACCUCCAGUUCGAUGACGCUGAAGAGGCUUCGAUAGAGCACGAGUCGCUCUUUGGUGCGCCUGGCCCUUCUUCCUCGCGACUCUUCGACCGCGAGCUGGCAGCACCCAGACCCACUCGUUCUUCCCAGAUCCGAGCCUCUCAUGCUACUGCUUUCGUCGGCUCUCCUGACCAAACACCCAUGCCCAAGCAACAGCACCUCCUCCGUCCCCGUUCUCGCUCCAGCUCCCGAGAUGGCGCUGCUUCGCCUUCAGAAGGGCGCAGACGGCGCAGCCCAGCCAUCAACGGCGCACAUCCACACAGUUCCACGACCAGCAACAGCAACAGAGUCCAUGACCUGGCUCGAGAAGUGGAGUUUCCGCUAGAUUGGCUGCAACAGCUGCAUCGACUUGGUGAUGUCGACCUUGAUUUGGCACUGUCGGGACCGCUCUCGCAUCGUCCCGUUCACACCCCCCAGCAGCCACGCGAGUCGACGCCCGUCAAGUCAUCCACCUCUGCUGUUGCACGCAAGGACAGCAAACCGCCGUCGUAUUCCAUCCAGCUCACGAAAGCACUCUCCAGAGCACUUGCAGAAGCGCACACGGAACUCGACAAGCUUCGCGCAGCGACAGACCAAGAUCGUUUGCAGCACGCACAAGAAAUGGAACACCUGCAGCAGCGCACCGAGUCCAGAGAAGCUGCCCUCACCGCGCUCUGCCUCGAGAAUGGCAUCAAACAGGGUCAAAUCCAUCGCAGCCUCCUCCGAGCGCCCAUCCUCGACGCAGAGGCGCUCAAACGGAAACGCAUCGCCGAGCAUCAGCAAAGUCUUGCCCAGGAGAAGGCAGGCAUUGAGCCGCCUGCGGAUCCGACAGAGCGAGCCCUUCCGGACUCGUUGCAAGAAGCCAUGCUCGAUGACCUCGAUGUCACCAACACUUCCAUUGUCGCCCGUUCCCCGUCGCUGAAGCCGUCGAGCGUUCACAGCGCGACCGACGCAUCUCAACGCGAUCGCAGCCCAUCUGUACGCUCUCACAAGACAUCAGCAUCGGAGAGCGUCACCACCUCGUCGCAUCGUCAGCGCGGCAAGUCGCUUUCCAUCUCGAUCGCGUCUACCAAUGGCAAAGACACCGACACGCGCAGUCUCAAGUCGUCAUCAGCGUCCAUCACUGACACGAUCAGCACCAGCCCUUCUUCAAAUCAUCGCACCGCUGUGCUCAAAUCGUCUCCGAACCCGCCGGCCUCUCCCCAAUCGAUUCACAAAGCCAAGUCUCCGAGCAUUGCAUCGCCUCGCGCCAGAAACGCCUCCUCAAGUACAUCCGCAGGUGGAGUGCUCGGCGACUGGGCUAGCGGCUUGCUGCCAUGGUCCGGUGGCGGCGCAUUACGCAAAGCAGCGCCAAGCACUGCGCCGAGCAUGGUCAAAGCCACCAGCCCCGGUCGACGCGAGAUGGCCGAGUCCGCCGCCGCCCUCGAUACUGCAGGUAAGCGGUCCGUGAGUGCAGGCAAAUCGUCUAAGGUGGCUUCGGCAUCGACCUUUGCACGAGCGUUUGGUCGCUACACGCGCUCGUCACCCGCACCCGAGACGCCUCCUCCAGCACCGCAGCCCAACGUCACGCGUCUGCCCGAUACCUAUCAAUUUGAUCGCCAGGGUCUGGACCCAAGCAAUUCGCUUUCGACACUGGACAGUGCGUCGAUGCUGGGUCUUCCUUCGCCACGACCACCCAGCGCUGCUGUCGAACUGGAGCCCAUCUUGCCCACCGAUGCAGCGCCGCCGACACUCCUUCGACGCAAGAAGAAGGGUCGCAAGAGUGGCUCGGGUGUCGAUGCUGGUACAGGCAGCGGUGCGGCCAAAGUCAAGACGGACCAGAGCCAUUCUGGCCUAGGCAGUCAGACAAGCGAUGGCCAAGCCGGCUCUUCAUCGCCGAGCGCAGACGCGUCCGUCGUCGCCAGACAGAGACGUGCCGCUCGAUUGAGCACGCUGGACGAGGAAGAGAGCUCUGGCGACGAGUUUGAAGUGUACGGUGGCAAGGCACCCGUACCCGGCUUCACAAACCUCACGGACACAACAGCAGGAGCGGCAACGCUGAUGCCAACCGGCACCAUGGUCGCCGACUCCUCCAUCGUCCUUCGUCCCGUCGACGACUCGGACACCGACAGCGAUCUCGAAGAGGAUUUGGAAGUGCUCACCGACCGCUACGGCUUCAUCUACAAUCCGACGGAUGCCGACAUUCGGCUGCUGCGACAGGCGAGGAAAGCAUCCGCACCAGCACCCGCCACGCUCACUGGCAUCAAGGUCGGCAUUCGAGCGCGUGGCGGCACCGACAGCCAGAGCGACGACGACAAGAACGAUCCUGACCUUGACACUGCCGACUCGUCCGAAGACGAGAUGGAUCUGUCGCGCGCUGUCAAGGUCAAUCGAUCUGUCUUGCCCUCGCAGGUGGAUCACAACGACGUCCAGCUUCUGGCUGGCUCUCGCUCCACCUCACCGGCUCCCUCGACGGGUGCAGCCUCAGGCAUGGAAGGCGCCGCUUCCGACGAUGGCGGCGCAGCAGCAGACGGCACCGGCAGCAAAGACAAACGCGCAAAGCGUCGGAGCAACCUGUUGACGGUCCCGGACAGCAAGCCUGUACAAGCGGAAUUGUUGCCAGUCAGUGCCGUAUCUAGGCCGUCGCCCUCUCCCACGCGCAGCAGUCCCACCAAAAAUCGACGCGGAACCCGCUCCAAUACGUCUUCUCGAUCCGCGAGUCCUGUCAAGGGAGGAGGUCAGGCGAACCUUGGGCUCCCAUCCAUCUCGAACACCGUCCGUCGACUGCUCACGCAGCUCAAAGACAUGCACGACACACAGCAGAUGGAGCAGAAGCAGCGAUGGGAUGCGUUCCUAGAACGCAGGCGAGCGCAACUCCAUGCAGCCGACACGAACGGCACGAGCAGUGGCUCCGCUGCAGCGCAAACCCACAGCAGCGCCGCCAAGACGUCCAUCGCGAGCUCAGCUUCCAGCAAGACGAAAGCGCUUCUGGCAGGAGGACUGUUCGGCGGUGCGCCCGCCGACGGCGCCAAAGCGCUCAGCUCGGCCGAAAAGGCGCCCGAAGAAGACUGGUCGUCCGGCAUGGUCGGCGUCAACCGCAUGGGCGAUUCCAAGACGGGCAAGGAAGACUGGCGCGAGUUCCUCGCUCUCUGCCAAACGGGCAUUCCGCUCUGCUAUCGUGCUCGCAUCUGGGCCGAGUGCAGUGGGGCCAACGACAUUGCCGAGCCAGGACGCUACCAGGAGCUGCUAUCGGACCACCAGGGCGAGACGAACGACUGUCUGACCCAAAUCGAUUUGGAUGUGCACCGCACCAUGCCGACCAACAUCUUCUUUGGCGGCGAUGGACAGGGGGUUGCCAAGCUGCGCCGACUGUUGGUUGCGUUUAGCUGGUACAACCCCAACACGGGUUACUGUCAGGGGAUGAACAAUCUCGCUGCGACGCUGCUGCUGACGCACGCUACCGAAGAGGAGGCGUUCUGGGUGCUCGUCUGUCUGAUCGAAAAAAUCCUCCCGAGCGAGUACUACACGUCGCACCUGUUGGUCUCGCAAGCCGAUCAGCGCGUGCUCAUCGAUCUGGUGGAGGAACACAUGCCCCGGUUGCACGCGCACAUCGCCGAACUGGGAGUCGAUCUGCCCGCCAUCACAUUCGCCUGGUUCCUCUCGCUCUACACCGACUGUCUACCGGUCGAAACGCUGUUCCGGGUGUGGGACGUCAUGUUCGUCGAAGGCAUGGUGAUCCUCUUCCGAGUCGCGAUGGCGAUCCUCAAGCUGUACGAGUCCGAGCUGUUGGCCACGACGAGCGCGUCGAGCUUCUAUGCCCUGGCUCAUUCGGUGACCAGUCGAUUGUUUAGUACGGACAGGCUGGUUCAUUUGGCGUGUACGGAGUUGAAGGCGAGCAUCCGAUACGCCGACAUUUUGGGGAGACGGGAGCGACAUGUGGCCGAUCUGACGGUCGAACUUGGUCUCAACGAAUGA